Molecule: messenger RNA, 1960 nt
Organism: Westerdykella ornata
Lineage: Eukaryota; Fungi; Ascomycota; Dothideomycetes; Pleosporales; Sporormiaceae
Product: NADH-ubiquinone oxidoreductase
Exons: 3
Coding region: 92-1615 (507 amino acids)
Molecular function (GO): NADH dehydrogenase (ubiquinone) activity; NAD binding; FMN binding
Source: RefSeq, a predicted model, not a curated record
UCCAUUCCACAGCGAGAGCCAUUCUCGACAACGCCUGUCCCAGCGCGCUGAGAGCAUCAAUUGCGCGAGUUUCGUUCAUUCUUGCGGCAAGAUGCUCGCACGGCAUACUCGUGCUGCCCAGGCGCUGAGCGCCGUCCCGCACCCAACUCUCCCAGCAGCUUCGGUAGCUUCACGCCUUUCCACAGCCGCCACCCCAUCUCGACCACAGAGGAGGAACCUCGCGACUGUACACGAUUCAGCCCCCAAAAGGACAUAUGGUGGAUUGAAGGAUCAGGACCGAAUCUUCCAGAACCUCUACGGCCAUCAUGGAGCGGAUCUGAAGAGCGCCAUGAAGUAUGGCGACUGGUACAAGACGAAAGAGAUUCUCCUGAAGGGUCACGAUUGGAUUAUCUCAGAGAUCAAGGCCUCGGGACUGCGCGGCCGCGGUGGUGCCGGUUUCCCUUCCGGUUUGAAAUGGUCAUUCAUGAACUUCAAGGAUUGGGACAAGGAUACUAAGCCUCGCUAUCUAGUCGUCAAUGCUGAUGAAGGAGAGCCGGGUACUUGCAAGGAUCGUGAAAUCAUGCGCAAAGACCCCCACAAGCUCAUCGAAGGAUGUCUCGUUGCCGGUCGUGCGAUGAACGCCACUGCUGCCUACAUUUACAUCCGUGGAGAAUUCUACCAUGAGGCCACCGUACUCCAGCGCGCCAUCCAGGAAGCAUAUCAAGCCGGUCUUAUUGGCAAGAACGCCUGCGGCUCCGGCUACGAUUUCGAUGUUUAUAUUCACCGAGGAAUGGGUGCCUACGUGUGUGGUGAGGAGACGUCUCUCAUCGAAUCACUAGAGGGAAAGCCUGGCAAGCCUCGCCUUAAGCCUCCUUUCCCGGCUGCCGUUGGUCUGUUCGGGUGCCCCUCAACCGUUGCGAACGUCGAGACUGUCGCUGUUGCGCCAACCAUCUGCCGGCGAGGAGGCAGUUGGUUCGCCUCGUUUGGACGUGAGCGCAACUCAGGCACUAAACUCUUCGCAAUUUCUGGUCACGUCAACAAUCCCUGCACCGUCGAGGAGGAGAUGAGCAUCCCGCUCCGGGAGCUGAUUGAGAGGCACUGUGGCGGCGUCCGUGGAGGAUGGGAUAAUCUGCUGGCUGUUAUCCCUGGCGGCUCAUCCACGCCCAUCCUUCCUAAGCAUAUCUGCGAUGAUCAAAUUAUGGAUUUCGACGCUCUUAAGGACGCGCAAUCGGGGUUCGGUACUGCUGCCGUCAUCGUCAUGGACAAGUCCACGGACGUCGUCCGGGCCAUUACCCGUCUCGCUAAGUUCUACCACCACGAGUCCUGUGGACAGUGCACACCGUGCCGAGAGGGUUCGAAGUGGACACACCAGAUCAUGGACCGUUUCUACCAGGGCCAGGCUAGGGCACGUGAAAUCGACAUGCUACAGGAGUUAACGAAGCAGGUCGAGGGCCACACCAUUUGCGCCCUUGGUGAAGCUUUCGCAUGGCCUCUGCAGGGUUUGAUCAGGCAUUUUAGGCCUGAGCUUGAGGCAAGAAUAAAGGAUUAUGGCCUGAAGCAUGGCGGAGAGGCAUUGGCUGGAGGAUGGGAUCACGACGCGGCGAAGAAGGGCCAGCUCGUCGCACCGGGACAGUAAGAGACGACACUGUACAAUGUUUCCUUGCGUUCAAUUGGAGCUUGUAGAUCACUGAACCUGUGCAUAUUAGAUCACCAGUGUAAAACGGCUCGAUCCCCAUGCACUUGUAGCAUUGAGUCGUGACGAUGGUAUCUCAUAACCCCCAAACUCCGCACCGGAAAACUCAAACUAGAUUUUGAUCCCGUUCCGAACAAGACAUGCAUCAACCUGCCAACGCCCCACCCGAAAAUGCAAAGAACAAUUACUUCCUUCCGACACUCAGCCCAAGCAGAUAUUGAUGAACUCUUCCCUACUUAUCGCGGAGUCCCCAUCCAUAUCGAACUCUUCAAUCAUAGCAACCAGCUC